Molecule: messenger RNA, 2012 nt
Organism: Serpula lacrymans var. lacrymans S7.9
Lineage: Eukaryota; Fungi; Basidiomycota; Agaricomycetes; Boletales; Serpulaceae
Exons: 12
Coding region: 708-1952 (414 amino acids)
Biological process (GO): vesicle-mediated transport; protein targeting to vacuole
Cellular component (GO): fungal-type vacuole membrane; Mon1-Ccz1 complex
Source: RefSeq, a predicted model, not a curated record
AGUGCCAGUUCAAGUGAGACCGCGAGGUUUACGGCAAAUCCGAAUGCAAGUUUGUCGCAUUCUACAGUGAGGUCAGGCUCAGGCUUGUCGUCGUGCUCAUAUCCGAACCUCGAGCCUAUUAUAAUACUAUAAAAAUGUCACUGCCAUGCUCUCGAACGCCGUCUCGCAGCAGCACACCUCUUCCGCGGUCUCCUUCGAGGCUGGUCGUUCCGCCUGCCCUUCACUCUUAUCCCUCCGUCUCCAAUCUCAAUGUUCAUUGUUCCCAGUCGGGCCCUUCCAGUUUGGCUCCACCCAUACAAAUACCAGGUCAAGGGUUGGAAAGACACAGACGCCGAGGUGGACACCAUAAACGGCGAAGAGGCUAUCGCGGUCGGUCAUACAGAUACUACAGCCGAUGACGAAGAAUCGAAGAGGAACCUGAGGGAUCAGUUGAGGCGCACCUUGAGCAGCAAGAGAUCAAAUUCAAAUGUAUCUUCUCAGCGGCGGAAAGGCAAACAACCCGAUAUUGCUGUUCAGCCAUCAGAGACAGUGGUAGUAGCUUCUUUUUAUCCACCUCGGGAAUACUUUGUCCUCACAGACGCUGGAAAACCAGUCUUCACAAGGUAUCAUGGUUAUCAUGACUCUCGUGUUAGUUGUAUUACCCUGUGACUGUGAUUUUUCUAUUCAGCCGACCAGAAGGCGAGGAUUCAGAUACGCUAUCAUCCACAAUGGGUAUCAUUCAGGCUCUGAUAUCAGUCUUUCUGGAUGACUCAGACAAGCUGCGUUGUAUCAAUGCUGGAAAACUCCGGAUCACCUUUCUACUACGGUCACCUCUCUACUAUGUAUGUGCGUCUUCGUGGGGGGAGCCAGAAUCUGUUACUAGGUCCCAUCUCGAAUACUUACAUUUACAAAUACUCAGUGUUGUUACUGCUGCUCAACUGAGACGGAUAUUCGAACGUCGAACAAAUUUUGACUUAAGACGUCUCCUUAAUGGUGCAGAGAAUUUCCUCUUUUCACUUCUGAGCCGGAUGGAAUUUGAUCUAGCCAUGGCUACUUCAUCCCUCCACUGCCUUAGAUUGGACUCAACUUUGCGUACGCGUGUGGCAGAGUCCUUAAUUCCAAUAACGAAGAUGAAGGAUAUUUUGUACAUCAUUCUUUCUGCCCAAGGCCGAGUUAUCACUCUGGUCAGGCCGAAGAAACACUCAAUCCAUCCAGCAGACAUCCACAUUCUUAUGAACACUAUUCAUUCACCAUCAAUAUUCAACUCUCCCGCGUCUGCAUCGUGGAUCCCCGUGUGCCUCCCGAAAUUCAACCCAUCGGGCUUUGUGAACGCCUACAUUUCAUUUUUAAGAAGAGCCAGUGAUGCAGUACCUCCAGAAGUAAUCGGUCGAAGUAGCCAGAGCGAUGUUGAAGGAAGAGACGAAGACAGACUCGCACCGAAUGCCUCUGAACCUGAUUCGGCAAUUUCGCUAGUUUGCAUAAGUGGCGGUGGCGAUUUCGAAACUGUCCGUGGUUGGUGCGACACAGUGACUGCCAAACUUGAUAAUGAAGGCAUUCUUGACGCCAUCUCGAAGGCCGUACAUACCGGAUUGACAGAAUACUCGGUAUCGGAACUGGGAGUGCCUGGUUUACGCCAUUUUGUAUAUAAGUCAAGGCCUCAUGUCCAGAUCACUGUGCCUCUUUUCGAAGAACCUUAUGACAACCUUAAUGAGAGGCGGAGGAUUGUCACAUUGUAUCAGACUCUUCACGACGCAAUCCAUGCCAAGUCUGGGCAGGAAGAAACUCUCAAGCUGCAGUAUAUACUGACAGAGAACGAGAGUGUCAUGGGCUGGAUUACGCAGCCCUUCGAGCUGUAUAUUGCAUUGUCUCCUCGUAUUCCGAAGAGCGCAGUCAUCGGUGCUGCAAACGCUGUGGUAAGAUGGAUUAAGAAGGAAGAAGGGCGCCUGUUUUUGAGAGAUGCUCCGGUCUUUUGACUCUACCUUACAUGGUAGGGUAUGUGAUGAUUCAUUUCGCUUAUGACCUCUGUAUUGUUU